Molecule: messenger RNA, 1216 nt
Organism: Owenia fusiformis
Lineage: Eukaryota; Metazoa; Annelida; Polychaeta; Sabellida; Oweniidae
Source: the annotation of a GenBank genome assembly
CUAACAGUUAAUAAUGAUAUUUUUCAUCAAUGCCUCGAGCAUAUUGCUUUAAAAAUAAUUAUAUUUAAACAAAUUCGCGCGGACACGUUUGUUUCAGUAUAAAGUGUCUUUGUAUCAAACAGGAGACACUUUGAGAUACAUAUUUACAUUUAGACAAAUGAACGAUAAAAUGAGGUUAUUCAUUAAAAGGGUGGCUUUACCAAUGACAAUAGUUACUGUGCUAUUUUUCAUACUGAUGAAUGCUACAUCCAAAAACACCAGUAAACCACAGAAACAUAUUCAGUUAGCACACAUCGAGGAGUUUUACGCCGAUGAGGUACAUGGAUAUUUAAAUGGAUACAAACAAAUUGAAGAUCCUAGAUUUAUACGAUAUAUACGCCAACGUUGGAUAGUGGGUCCUUCGAGGAUUGGGUAUAAUUUUCAUGAAAAGAAGGUGGACUAUUCUCAAUUUGGUCAGGCUGCAGUUGUGGACAAAUUAUUCAAAAAGAAAAAGGGUGGAUUUUUUGUGGAAUGUGGGGCAGCGGAAGGGGAGGCCUUCUCUAACACAAUAUUCCUGGAAAAAGAACGUCGAUGGUCUGGUCUGUUAGUAGAGGCUAACCCAGAUUAUUACCAGCUUUUACUAAGCAAAGGCAGACGGGUACACUCCAUCAAUGCAUGCCUUAGUGUCUCUACAGACACUAGUAGACUGAAAUUUAAACCUGUUGGUUUAUUCGGAGGGUUAUCGGAAAAAAUGGAUGAGACGCAUAUGAAGUUUAUCAGACAACAUGCCCAGAAGGAGGUGACUGUCCAAUGUUUUCCAUUUCACUCGAUUUUGUUGGCAAUGGGCCGAACAGAAAUAGACUAUUUCAGUUUGGAUGUUGAGGGGCCUGAACUUGAAAUCUUACUAACAAUCCCAAUGGAUAAAAUAAUCAUCAAGGUCAUAUCCGUUGAGUACAGACUCUCUGAUAAUGUAAACAUCAACAAAAAGGGAAGUUUGGCUAAGCUCAAUAAACUACGAGAAUUUUUCGAAGGGACUGGCAAAUACAGGGAACAUGCGAUCGUGCCCAUAUCUACAAAGGCUGAUAGAGAAGAAGCUGAAGCGGAUGGACUUGAUGUUAUCUUCCUGCGCAAUGAGAAUAACCAUAUGAAUAUGGUUCAUGUUACAAGGAAAAUGCACUUAGAAUUUAACCUGAUAGUGUAUGUAAAUACAGAUAAUUUUGUAGAAAUUCUUUAUUGA